AUGAACUACGCGCAAGGAAAUCCUUAUUCCAACACCUACAACCCAGGAUGGAAAAAUCAUUCAAAUUUCUCCUACAAGAAUAACAAUAUGUUAUACGCUCCACAAACACCUCCUGGUUUUCAAAAGCCAAAUCAAACUGCACCUCAGGCUGCACCUCAAGCACCCCGAAAGUCCAACCUUGAGAUAAUAAUGGAAAACUUCGUUGCUACUCAAACACAACAAAAUAAGAAAUUUAUGAACCAAAACAUACACACCUCUGAAUUAGUGAAACAAUUAGCAACCAAAGUAGAUGCCUUGGCCACACAUAACAAAAUGUUAGAAACCCAGAUUUCUCAAGUAGCCCAACAACAAGCAACAACUGCUGCUCCUGCUGGAGUUUUUCCUGGUCAACCACAACCUAACCCAAAAGGUCAUGCUAAUGCUCUCACAUUACAAAGUGGAACUGAAUAUGAUGGACCAAUAGAUCCUAGAAUCCAAAAUAAACCAAUGUCUCAACAAAAGGAUAAGGAAACCGAUGAGGCACAAAGCAAUGAUGAAGUAGAUAAACCUACUGAGCCAGAAACCAUAGCUAGAGAUGAAGCUGAAAAGGCAAAACCUUACGUACCUCCACCACCAUAUAAACCACCUAUUCCUUUUCCUCAAAGAUUAGCCAAAUCUAAAACUGAAGGACAAUUUAAGAAAUUCGUGGAACUUCUGAAGCAAUUAAAUAUAACAAUACCCUUUACAGAAGCCAUAACACAAAUGCCAUCUUAUGCCAAAUUUCUUAAAGAGAUACUGUCCAACAAGAAGAAACUUGAGGAUAAUGAGACAGUGAUGCUUACUGCGGAAUGUAGCGCUAUUAUCCAAAACAAUAUGCCACCUAAGCUGAAAGACCCUGGUAGUUUUUCUAUACCCUGUGUAAUAGGAAAAUUUGUCAUAGACAAAACACUCUGCGAUUUAGGGGCUAGCGUGAGUUUAAUGCCGCUUUCGAUCUGUAUGCUAGAAAACAUUCCCGUUAGGAUAGGUCAAUUCUAUAUUCCCACAGAUUUCAUCAUUAUGGAUAUUCAAGAAGACUCAAACAUUCCUAUCAUACUGGGAAGACCUUUCUUAGCCACUACUGGUGCCACCAUCGAUGUGAAAAGAGGGAAGCUAACCUUCGAAGUCGGAGAAGAGAAGAUUGAAUUCAUUCUUUCUCAAUUCCUCAAAGCACCUUCUAUAGUUGAUACAUGCUGUUUUGUUGACAUAAUUGAUGAGUGUGUAAAGGAAAUAAAGUCCGAACCACAUGAGGAAACUGAAAUCCUAAGAAUUCCUAUACCGCCUAUCCUAGAAGACGAUAACUGGCGUGGGGAAUAUCAAGAUAACCACCUAAGUUAA
Messenger RNA from Vicia villosa (hairy vetch), 1353 nucleotides. RefSeq lists its product as uncharacterized. The transcript has 2 exons. Lineage: Eukaryota; Viridiplantae; Streptophyta; Magnoliopsida; Fabales; Fabaceae. The record is from RefSeq and is a predicted model, not a curated record. The coding region runs from base 1 to 1353 and encodes 450 amino acids.